Messenger RNA from Elephantulus edwardii (Cape elephant shrew), 1731 nucleotides. RefSeq names its product solute carrier family 22 (organic cation/carnitine transporter), member 5 (gene SLC22A5). Lineage: Eukaryota; Metazoa; Chordata; Mammalia; Macroscelidea; Macroscelididae. Gene Ontology annotation, cellular component: membrane. The transcript has 10 exons. Gene Ontology annotation, biological process: transmembrane transport; carnitine transport. Gene Ontology annotation, molecular function: ATP binding; transmembrane transporter activity. The coding region runs from base 51 to 1724 and encodes 557 amino acids. The record is from RefSeq and is a predicted model, not a curated record.
CCCGGUGUCCCCCGACCCUUGGCGGUGCGGCGCCUGCAGGCGAGCCAAAUAUGAGAGACUACGACGAGGUGACUGCCUUCUUGGGCGAGUGGGGGCCCUUCCAGCGCCUCAUCUUCUUCCUGCUCAGCGCCAGCAUCAUCCCCAACGGCUUUAACGGCCUGUCAGCCGUGUUCCUGACGGCGACCCCCGAGCACCACUGCCGGGUGCCGGACUCUGCCAACCUGAGCAGCGCAUGGCGCAACCACAGCCUCCCGCUGCGCCUGCAGGAUGGCCGGGAGGUGCCCCACAGCUGCCGCCGCUACAAGCUGGCGACGCUCACCAACUUGUCCGCGCUCGGGCUGGUGCCCGGGCGCGACGUGAACUUGACCGAGCUGGAGCAGGAGGGCUGCCUGGACGGCUGGGAGUUCAGCCAAGAUGUCUAUCAGUCCACCAUCGUGACCGAGUGGAACCUGGUGUGUGAGGACGACUGGAAAGCCCCGCUCACCAUCUCCUUGUUUUUCGUGGGUGUGCUGGUGGGCUCCUUCAUCUCGGGGCAGCUCUCAGACAGGUUCGGUCGGAAGAAUGUACUGUUUGUGACCAUGGGCAUGCAGACAGGCUUCAGCUUCCUGCAAGUUUUCUCAACGAACUACGAGAUGUUCACUGUGCUGUUUAUAAUUGUAGGCAUGGGCCAGAUCUCCAACUACGUGGCAGCUUUUGUCCUGGGAACAGAAAUUCUUGGCAAAUCAGUUCGUAUUAUAUUCUCCACAUUGGGAGUGUGCAUAUUUUACUCAUUUGGCUACAUGUUGCUGCCCCUGUUUGCUUACUUCAUCAGAGACUGGAGGAUGCUGCUGCUGGCGCUGACAGUGCCAGGGGUGCUGUGCCUGAUGUUCUGGUGGUUCAUCCCUGAGUCCCCUCGAUGGCUCAUCUCCCAGAGACGGUUUAAUGAAGCAGAGACAAUCCUCCGCAAAGCUGCUAAAAUCAAUGGCAUUGCCAUAACCUCAGCCAUCUUUGACCCUACUGAGCUGCAAGAUCUGAGUUCCCAGAAUCAGCCGUCACACAGCGUUCUGGAUCUGCUCCGAACCCAGAAUAUCCGGAUGGUCACCAUCAUGUCCAUAAUUCUGUGGAUGACUAUAUCAGUGGGCUACUUUGGGCUUUCUCUGGAUACUCCUAACUUACACGGGGACAUCUACUUGAACUGCUUCCUUUCGGCGGUGGUUGAAGUCCCAGCGUACACCGUGUCCUGGGUACUGCUGCAGUACGUACCCCGGCGCUACUCCAUGGCCACAGCCCUCUUUCUGGGUGGCAGUGUUCUUCUCUUCCUGCAGCUCGUGCCUCCAGACUUGUCCUAUGUGACCACCAUCCUGGUUAUGGUGGGCAAAUUUGGAAUCACUGCUGCCUUUUCCAUGGUCUACGUGUACACGGCAGAGCUGUACCCCACAGUGGUCAGGAACAUGGGCAUGGGAGUCAGUUCCACAGCAUCCCGCCUUGGUAGCAUCCUGUCCCCCUACUUUGUCUACCUGGGUGCCUAUGACCGCUUCCUGCCCUACAUUCUCAUGGGCAGCCUGACAAUCCUCACAGCCAUCCUCACCUUGUUCCUCCCAGAGAGCUUCAGGACCCCCCUCCCAGAUACCAUCGACCAGAUGCUAAGGGUCAAAGGAAUAAAAUACAGGCAAAGUCCAAGUCACACAGGGGUAUUAAAGGAUGAAGAAGAAAGCCCCACCAUCCUUAAAAGCACAGCCUUCUAAUCAACGC